GUUGAGGAGAGUAUCUCUCAACUCAACGACGAUCGUAGGCAUUUGGUAAGAGCAGAAGUAAGUAGCAUACUCAGGCGUGCUAAACCUCCUCCCAAUAACAUUCAAAAGGAUGUUUUCAAUGCGCUUAUAGCUCUCAAAAAGGAUCCGGACAGGCUCGAAUUAUCUGCUGACAAGGGUAAUUGUGUUGUGGUUAUGGACAAACAGCAAUAUCACGACAAAGCUUUGUCUCUGCUUAGUGACAAGAGUACGUAUGCUGUCUUAAACUCUGAUCCUACCAGUAAAACUAAAAGAAAGUUAAACAAAAUGUUGCUUGAUUUGAAAAAAGCUGGUAAAAUUAGUGACUCUACGUAUAAAAUGUUAUACAGUAGUGACGGCUUAUGCCCACGUUUUUAUGGCUUACCUAAAAUUCAUAAACUGGGAAUUCCUUUGAGACCCAUAGCCUCUUUUGUUAAUUCUCCGACUUAUGCUAUUUCUGGUUAUCUUGCGAGAAUUUUGUCGCCUGUUGUCGGGAAUACUGAUUACACUGUCAAAAAUUCCUGCGAAUUUGCGGAUUUCAUAAGAGAUAAAACUCUUAACGCUUGUGAAGAAUUAGUAUCUUUCGACGUUGUUUCGCUCUUCACUAAAAUCCAAGUUGAUCUUGCCGUUAAGGUUGCGGAGGAGAGACUCAGAGAAGAUGCUUCCCUACAAAGAACUUCUUUGCCUGUGGAGGAUAUUAUUCAUCUGUUGUUUUUUUGCCUCAAAACCACGCAAUUCACAUAUAACGGCACCUACUAUCAACAAGUUUUUGGUACAGCGAUGGGUUCGCCCGUCUCUGCUGUCAUUGCCAACAUGGUAAUGGAAGACGUGGAACAAAGGGCCUUAGCCACUUCACCAGUUAAACCCUUUUUCUGGAAACGAUAUGUCGAUGAUGUUAUUUCUGCGAUAUCCGGAAAUGAAGCGGAGCGCCUCUUGUCGCACUUGAAUUCAGUAGAGCCGUCGAUCCAAUUCACCCUUGAGCGUGAAAAGGAUAAA
Messenger RNA from Pocillopora meandrina, 1011 nucleotides. The record is from the annotation of a GenBank genome assembly. NCBI's taxonomy places the organism in Eukaryota, Metazoa, Cnidaria, Anthozoa, Scleractinia, Pocilloporidae.